Morus notabilis is the source of this 984-nucleotide messenger RNA. Its product is annotated as tetraketide alpha-pyrone reductase 1. Gene Ontology annotation, molecular function: oxidoreductase activity, acting on the CH-OH group of donors, NAD or NADP as acceptor. The transcript is spliced from 6 exons. The record is from RefSeq and is a predicted model, not a curated record. The coding region runs from base 1 to 984 and encodes 327 amino acids. Lineage: Eukaryota; Viridiplantae; Streptophyta; Magnoliopsida; Rosales; Moraceae.
AUGGAUAUGAAAGUUGAAUCAAAAGGCAAAGUCUGCGUGACCGGAGCUUCCGGCUUUCUGGCAUCUUGGCUUGUUAAGAGAUUGCUAUUGUCCGGUUACCAUGUCAUUGGAACUGUUAGAGAUCCAGGAAAUGAGAAGAAAUUAGCCCAUUUAUGGAGUCUGGAAGGAGCUAGGGAGAGACUCCAAUUGGUGAAGGCUAACUUAAUGGAAGAAGGGAGUUUUGAUGGUGCAAUAAUGGGGUGCCAAGGUGUUUUCCACACUGCUUCUCCUGUGCUGAAACCUUCAUCUGAUCCAAAGGCAGAAAUCUUAAAUCCUGCUAUUGAGGGUACUUUGAACGUACUACGAUCAUGUAAGAAGAAUCCAUCGCUGAGGCGCGUGGUUGUUACUUCCUCUUCUUCAACUGUAAGGGCCAGAGAUGAUUUUGAUCCCAAAAUACCCCUAGACGAGUCAACUUGGAGUUCCGUAGAACUUUGUGAGAGACUCCAGGUUUGGUAUGCCUUGGCAAAAACAUUAGCUGAGAAAGCAGCAUGGGAAUUCUGCAACAAGAAUUCGAUUGAUUUGGUUACCGUUCUUCCCGCGUUUGUGAUCGGGCCUUCUUUGCCGCCGGAUUUAUGCUCUACGGCAUCUGAUGUCCUUGGCCUGCUUGAAGGGGAAACAGAGAAAUUUCAAUUGCAUGGAAGGAUGGGAUAUGUCCACAUUGAUGAUGUCGCAGCUUCUCAUAUCCUUGUUUAUGAGGACAAGGAUGCUCACGGACGGUACCUUUGCAGCUCAACCGUGAUUGAUAAUAAUGACUUGGCUUCCUUCUUGUCGGCAAGAUAUCCUUCCUUAUCUGCUCCCAAAAGGUUUGAGCAACUGAAUAGACCAUACUACGAGUUCAACACCUCGAAGCUGAGGAGCCUUGGAUUCAAGUUCAAGACCAUCAAUGAGAUGUUUGAUGAUUGCAUUGCAUCUCUUGUUGAACAAGGCCAUCUACCUUCACCGUAG